UCGAGUGGGAGUUGAACCGAAUGUGCUUUCAUUUGAGAAACGUCGCUCGCUUCCAAGUUUAAGGGAAAACAAUAUCGGCGAAGGCAUUCGGAAUUUUUGCACAGUUUUAUUGCGUUUGUCUCUGAGGGCUUGGAUUGAGAAGGCACACGUCGCCGGUUGGGAUAUAAAUAUUAGAAAAUAUGAGUGUAGAGGCGUACGGGCCGAGCUCGCAGACUCUCACCUUCCUGGACACGGAGGAAGCAGAGCUGCUUGGAGCCGAUACCCAGGGCUCGGAGUUCGAGUUCACCGAUUUCACCCUGCCGAGUCAGACUCAGACGCAAGGCCAAACACAGAGCCAGUUGGACAACCAGGUUAACGGACCGGACGGAGUAUCGCAAAACGGCGAAGAUGCUGUUGUGAAAACCAGUCAACUUCUGGCUGAGCUGAAUUUUGAAGAAGAUGAGGAGGACACCUAUUACACCAAGGAUCUUCCUGUGCAUGCGUGCAGUUAUUGUGGCAUCCAUGAUCCUGCUUGUGUAGUGUAUUGCAACACCAGCAAGAAAUGGUUCUGCAAUGGUCGUGGCAACACCUCCGGCAGCCAUAUUGUCAAUCACUUGGUGAGGGCCAAAUGUAAGGAGGUGACCCUGCAUAAAGAUGGCCCAUUAGGGGAGACUGUGUUGGAGUGCUACAACUGUGGCUGUCGUAAUGUCUUCCUCUUGGGCUUCAUCCCAGCCAAGGCUGAUUCUGUUGUGGUGCUCCUGUGCAGGCAGCCAUGUGCCAGUCAGAGCAGUCUGAAGGACAUUAACUGGGACAGCUCCCAGUGGCAGCCUUUGAUCCAAGAUCGCUGCUUUCUGUCCUGGCUGGUGAAGAUUCCGUCUGAACAGGAGCAGCUGAGGGCGCGUCAGAUCACUGCUCAGCAGAUCAACAAACUGGAGGAGCUGUGGAAGGAAAAUCCUACAGCAACACUUGAGGAUUUGGAGAAGCCUGGUGUGGACGAGGAGCCUCAACAUGUGCUGCUUCGCUAUGAGGAUGCUUACCAGUACCAGAACAUAUUUGGCCCACUUGUGAAAUUGGAGGCAGACUAUGAUAAGAAGCUCAAAGAGUCCCAGACCCAAGACAAUAUAACUGUCAGGUGGGACUUGGGACUGAAUAAAAAGAGGAUUGCUUAUUUCACACUUCCCAAGACGGAUUCAGGUGACAUGCGUCUGAUGCAAGGGGAUGAGAUCUGUCUGCGUUAUAAGGGAGACAUGGCUCCUCUUUGGAAGGGAAUUGGACAUGUCAUCAAGGUCCCUGAUAACUAUGGUGAUGAGAUUGCUAUUGAACUGAGGAGUAGUGCUGGAGCUCCUGUGGAGGUGCCCCACAACUUCCAGGUGGACUUUGUAUGGAAAUCCACUUCCUUUGACCGCAUGCAGAGUGCCCUGAAAACAUUUGCAGUGGAUGAAACCUCAGUAUCUGGCUACAUCUACCACAAGCUACUUGGCCAUGAGGUGGAGGACGUGAUCAUUAAAUGCCAGCUACCAAAGCGCUUCACUGCCCAAGGCCUGCCUGACCUCAACCACUCACAGGUAUAUGCUGUGAAGACUGUGCUGCAGCGUCCUCUCAGUCUCAUUCAGGGCCCUCCUGGUACUGGCAAGACGGUCACCUCAGCAACCAUUGUUUACCACCUGGCCAGACAGGGCAACGGGCCAGUGCUGGUAUGUGCCCCCAGUAACAUUGCUGUAGAUCAGCUGACAGAGAAGAUUCACCAGACUGGGCUGAAGGUAGUGCGUCUGUGUGCUAAGAGUCGGGAGGCUAUUGAUUCUCCUGUGUCCUUCCUCGCCCUGCACAACCAGAUCCGCAACAUGGACAGUAUGCCAGAAUUGCAGAAGCUACAGCAGCUGAAGGACGAGACUGGAGAGUUGUCCUCCUCAGAUGAGAAACGCUACAGAGCCCUUAAACGCACAGCAGAAAGAGAGCUGCUUAUGAAUGCAGAUGUGAUCUGCUGUACUUGUGUGGGUGCAGGUGAUCCUCGCCUGGCUAAGAUGCAGUUCCGCUCCAUCCUGAUAGACGAGAGCACCCAGGCCACUGAGCCAGAGUGCAUGGUACCUGUAGUGCUGGGAGCCAAGCAGCUGAUCCUGGUGGGUGACCACUGCCAGUUGGGCCCAGUGGUGAUGUGUAAAAAGGCAGCUAAAGCAGGAUUGUCUCAGUCUCUGUUUGAGAGGUUGGUGGUGCUGGGCAUCAGACCCAUCCGUCUCCAAGUGCAGUACCGUAUGCACCCGGCACUCAGCGCCUUUCCCUCCAACAUCUUCUACGAAGGAUCCCUCCAAAAUGGAGUUACUGCCGCUGACCGCCUCAAGAAAGGCUUUGACUUCCAGUGGCCUCAGCCAGAUAAGCCCAUGUUCUUUUAUGUGACGCAGGGCCAGGAGGAAAUUGCUAGCUCGGGCACCUCCUACCUCAACAGGACCGAGGCUGCUAAUGUAGAGAAGAUUACCACUCGCUUACUGAAGGCUGGAGCCAAACCUGACCAAAUCGGUAUCAUCACACCGUACGAGGGCCAGCGUUCCUAUCUGGUGCAGUACAUGCAGUUUAGCGGCUCUCUGCACACAAAACUGUACCAGGAGGUGGAGAUAGCUAGUGUGGAUGCCUUCCAGGGCCGAGAGAAGGACUUCAUCAUUCUGUCCUGUGUCAGGGCCAAUGAGCACCAGGGCAUCGGCUUCCUCAAUGAUCCACGUAGGCUCAACGUGGCCCUCACCAGAGCGAGAUAUGGUGUUAUCAUUGUGGGGAAUCCUAAAGCUCUGUCCAAGCAGCCGCUGUGGAACCACCUGCUGAAUUAUUACAAGGAGCAAAAGGUUCUGGUGGAGGGACCUCUCAACAAUCUGAGAGAGAGUCUUAUGCAGUUCAGCAAACCUCGGAAGCUUGUGAACACUAUUAACCCUGGAGCUCGGUUCAUGAGCACUGCGAUGUAUGAUGCCAGAGAGGCCAUGAUACCUGGAUCAGUGUACGAUCGCAGCAGCACUGGACGUCCAUCAAAUAUGUACUUCCAGACUCACGACCAGAUUGGGAUGAUUGGGGCAGGGCCAAACCCCAUGGCCUCAAUGAACAUCCCCAUUCCCUUCAACCUGGUUAUGCCCCCCAUGCCCCCACCAGGCUACCUGGGCCAGGUUAACGGCCCUGCUGCUGGCCGUGGGGCUCCGAAGGGUAAGACAGGUGGUCGUGGGGGUCGUCAAAGGAACCGUGGUGUGGGUAACCAUGGCAGUGGGCAGGCCAACAUGGCCAGCAGCCAGGCCAGCCAGGACCUGGUGUCUCAGCCCUUCUCCCAGGGCCCCCUAACCCAGGGAUAUAUCACUAUGAGCCAGCCCUCACAGAUGAGCCAGCCAGGCCUGUCCCAGCCUGAACUCUCUCAGGACAGUUACCUGGGUGAUGAGUUCAAGUCGCAGAUGGACGUGGCAUUGUCCCAGGAUUCCACAUACCAGGGUGAACGGGCAUACCAACAUGGAGGAGUGACCGGACUCUCUCAGUACUAGAGUGUUGUUGGAACGGGAGCUAGGCCUAUGCUGAGCUUAGUUCAUCAGCAUUUUAAAUCUGGGUAAAUAUUAAAAAAGAACAAACAUGGAUGCCCGUUUUCCACUGUUACAACUGAAGCACCAUGGUGUGAGAGCAACAGGAGAGAAUCAAACCAAUCACACGAGUGAAAAAAGAGGGAGAAAAGCAGGACAGGAAGAGAGAACGAGAGAGAGUGGAGGGGGGGAAAUCACCACCACUCACUAAGGCUGGGAAAGGAGGAGAGAGGAGGAGACGCAGCGUAGGAGGAGACGAUGUGGGAGAGAAAACAAACGAGAUCUUCGAUCUGCAACUCCGCAAAGUCGAGGCACCUCCUGGGGAGCAGGGGGGCCCCUCCCCUGCCUCCUCUCUCUCGCUGCCAGGCUGCAGCCGGCGGCCGCAGACCUCGCUCUGCCACCCGAGACGGAGAGAAGAUGAAGUUCUCUUAUAAAACUACCUGCAAAAAAUACCAAGCUUGCUCUGUCGUCUCCACAAGCUGAAAGAGGGGGUGACGUCUUUCAAAAAAAAGAAAAAUAUAUAUUAAAAAAAACGCUUUCAAGCAGCUGAUUCUGGGAAAAUUUUCCCUUCAAAGUUGAGAUCUGACAUUCAGGUACUGCCACCGGACAUCUUGAGAAUGGGGAAAAAUCAACGGAGGAUGCUUGUUAUUUAUUUUUGUUUUUGGUUUGUUUUUUGUUUGUUUUUUUUUCUUUUUAUGGUGGUAGUUUAAUCUCUGAAAAUGGUGCCAGGAGUCACUGAGGAAGGAUUCAACUCAACUUUGAGGAAAGUUUUCUGGCUGAAGUCGGUGGAGUAGAGGUUCAGGAAUGGAGAGCCUGUGAGAGAUGUCACUUGCUCUCUGCUGUGAGACUCUGCUCUGGGUGAUUCACAAACAGAAAAAAGAAAUGAGGGGGGGGUGGGAGUCUUUUAACAAGUGGCUUUGGGAAGUUUUUUUUUUUUUUUUAAAUAAAGGCUAAAGAUUUGUAUCUGAAGAGCAGAAAUGGAAGGGCUGAAAGAUUUUUCUUUUUUUCCCUCUUCAUUUUAAAUAUAUUUUGUUGAAGUAGAAUAGAACAUGCGGUAGAACAGCGUUCGUUAACUUGCUGGAUUUAGACGUGGCAGUUGAAUGGCUUGUUGAUUUCUCCAUACAGCAAACUUGCAGUCACAGGCCCACCAGACAAUGAGCCAAAUAAUGCAUAAAAGCCCACGUAAAACCGCCAAGAUUUCACCUCGCACAAAUGCCCUCGCACAUUCACUGGAGUACAGGAAACUGAAGUUGGAGAGAGAUGUUAUGGUUUCAAAGAGAGUUAAAGGAAUGACCUGAAGCUGUAGGAAGAUCCAAAACAUUGCUGUAGCAUGCAGGAGCAUUUAUGGUGAGUGGGGCAGCUAGACUUCAUGUUUCUAGGUCUUCAGUACUGUGCCAAAAAUCAGGAUGCUUCCACCAACAGGCAGAGUCGCAAAACCAAGGUUGAAUUUUUUUUUUUUCUCCCCCCUUAAACCACCCCACCUGCUUUAAAAAUUCAGGUUGACAGGUGCUGAUAUCUGACUCCAUUGAGCUCUUGGAUUGAACUAGCCACAUUUGUGAAUUUGACCCAUAAUGGCUGAGAGAACAUACAAGAAAAAAAUGGCCCAGAAUCACCAGAGUCGCAGUGGUGGCUAUUUGUUAAAGAAGGCUGUGAAAGGGCAGACGGGAUAGAUUCUCUCUGUUUGUCUGUUUCCCACAAGCAGACUGAAAAGAGUGUGCAUAGACAGUAAUGUUCUGAUACGGAGGUGUGCCUCCUUAUUAACUGUCCCUCUUUUGUUUUGUGAUUAGUAGUAGUUUUAUCAUUAUUUUUUCUGUCUUGUUUCUGUUCCUUUGUUUUUUUUUCCUUUCCCCACCCACUGUCUUGAUUUGUUAGCACCAUGCACAUUUUUCAUUUUGUACAGUCUUUAUGAACGUGAGGUGUACCACAUUAUCUACUUUCAGCUGUUCAUCGCAGUCCAAGAAUAAUGGACUUUUCAUGUUUUGCCUAGUUUUUGCUCUUUUUUAAGUUGUGCUCAUUUAAAGCUUUACUGCAACAACCCUUGAUGGUCGCCUUGUCAUCCUACUGAAACCAGGAAUAUUCAUGCCUUGCUGUUAUUCCAUGCCUAGUAUCACAUCUGUUUGAAUUUGCUGCCAUCGGUCUCAUAGCACUAACCUGGAACACCUUGCCCCAGUGUUCUUUUGAAACUAUUUCAAUUUUGGCUGCCCAACUGAUAAAUGUAAUGGAUUUCUAACCGAUGCACCAGUUGCAAAAAAAGUUUGAACAUCUAGAAAACUUUCACUGCUUGUGUGCAUAGUGCUUAGGUCUUGAUAGUUAUUCUCCCUGUUUGUACUAUCUAACCUCAAUGUAGACUGUAAAUCUAAGAGAUUAGGAUAUUGAAUAUCCAGGAAAUUGAAUAUCCAAGACAUGCCUUUCUCAUGUUCUCAACUUUUUAAAGAAAUUCAUUCCUCUUAUACGAUUGAAUUAGUCUGGAUUUCUUUACUUCAGUCAUCUUUGCGAUCAAACCAAAUUUUGUAAACAUGUCAGUGAUUAAAUGAGGUUUGUUGAUUUCUUCAUAUGACAUGGCCUACAGCAAAAAAUACCCUAGAGAAUCCCUGCAGUAUGAAAGUUUGGUGGGAUAGAUAGACUGUCUUCACCUGAAGGGAAACGACUGUGUCACACUCAACUGUGAGAGGACGACCUGUUGAGGUUGCAUUCAGUGAAAUUAAAACUUGAAUGAGAGUGAAUACUGAUGGGAUGCCAGCAGUACCUUCACCCACCGGAGGGAACGAUAAAUUGACACUGAAAAUGAUUCGGAGGAUUUGAAUCACCAGAGACCAGAUUUUGUUUAAUGGAAGGUUUUUUUUCCCCCUACAAUACGUAAUUCUUGUAAUGUUACAGAAAUAAAUGUUGCUUUAUUUCACACAAAUAAGACUGGUUGCUUCACUUUUAAGGCUAGUUUCUAACAAAUGUGAAGAUUCCUGCAGUCUGAAAACAAGAAUGGAAACCCUUUAAGACCGAUUACAACAGUAUGUGAUGUAAUCUUAAUUUCAUAUGUAAAUCAUUUAUUGUGCCUUGGAUUAUAAAAAAAAUAUAUCUGUAUUUUUUGCAUUUUC
Messenger RNA from Pygocentrus nattereri (red-bellied piranha), 6607 nucleotides. RefSeq names its product UPF1 RNA helicase and ATPase (gene upf1). The transcript is spliced from 24 exons. The coding region runs from base 180 to 3482 and encodes 1100 amino acids. Gene Ontology annotation, biological process: nuclear-transcribed mRNA catabolic process, nonsense-mediated decay. Gene Ontology annotation, molecular function: ATP binding; zinc ion binding; RNA helicase activity. The record is from RefSeq and is a predicted model, not a curated record. Gene Ontology annotation, cellular component: cytoplasm. NCBI's taxonomy places the organism in Eukaryota, Metazoa, Chordata, Actinopteri, Characiformes, Serrasalmidae.